Eriocheir sinensis (Chinese mitten crab) is the source of this 1680-nucleotide messenger RNA. RefSeq names its product 5'-AMP-activated protein kinase subunit beta-1-like. The coding region runs from base 235 to 1155 and encodes 306 amino acids. Gene Ontology annotation, molecular function: protein kinase binding. Gene Ontology annotation, cellular component: nucleus; cytoplasm; nucleotide-activated protein kinase complex. The transcript has 6 exons. Gene Ontology annotation, biological process: signal transduction. NCBI's taxonomy places the organism in Eukaryota, Metazoa, Arthropoda, Malacostraca, Decapoda, Varunidae. The record is from RefSeq and is a predicted model, not a curated record.
UCACGGAACAUAAACAAAAAACAGCUGAUCAGGGUCACACACGCACGCACACACACAGCAUCCUUCCUUCUUCUCUCACGUGUGUAGCAGGUGUGGAGGAGUCUUGGAGGAAAGGAGGAGUAAGAAAAACAGCACCAGGAGAAGGAAAAGGAGAGAAAAAGUCACCAAGAAGAGGAAGAGGAAGACAGGAGGAGGAGGAAGAGGAUUAGGACAAGAUAAGGUGCAAGAGCCAGCAUGGGCAACCACUCCUCGGUGGGGCGCAGCAAGGGGGCGGACUUGGGUCAGUUCCCCGGGGGUGGGCGUGGGGCGGACGGGCAGCCCUUCACCCUGCAGUCUCGCCAGGGCCACACCAAGGCAGCACAGCAACCCAGUCUGGACGAUGAACCCCCCGUGCUGAAGGGGCCAAAGGACAAGGAGAAUGAAGACCCCGUGCCCCAUCGUCCUCGGCCUGUCGUCACGCAGGGGAACAAGAAGAUGCUGCCCUUCGUCAUCAAGUGGACGGGGGGAGGAAACAACGUGGCCAUCGCUGGAACCUUCAACCAGUGGCAGAAGCUGACGAUGGUGAAGAGUGAGAAAGACUUUGUGGCCAUUGUGGAUCUACCGAAAGGGUCCCACCAGUACAAGUUCUACGUCGACGGCGAGUGGAAGGUCAGCCCGGUCGAGGCCACCAGCAACGCCAACGCCAAUGCCAACAACAACAACGGCAACAACAACAACAACAGCAACCGCAACACCAACAACAACAAGGCCAUGGAAAACAACAACAACGUCAUCAAUAUUAGCGAGACGGAUUUUGAGGAGUUUGAGACGGCGCUUCUGUAUGAUCCUAACGACCCCAACAAGGAGCGCUCUGUUACCCAGAGCAAGGAGCGGCCCGGCGAAGGCGAGGAGGAUGAAUUUGGGCAGGAGAUUCCGGAGUACGAGCAAACCAGCAAGAUCCGCGGGCCUCCUGUCCUGCCCCCUCACCUCCUGCAGGUCAUCCUCAACAAGGACACGCCCAUUUCUUGCGAGCCCACCCUGCUGCCGGAGCCCAACCACGUGAUGCUGAACCACAUGUACGCCCUCAGCAUCAGGGACGGCAUGAUGGUGCUGUCCACCUCUAACAGAUACAAGAAGAAGUGCGUCACCACACUCAUAUACCGUCCCAUCGAGUAGACGGCAGGAGGAAGUAGAAGAAGGGUCUGUUAGUGUGUGUAGAGGCUGCAUUAGGGUGUGGGGAAAGGGAAGGGUGUGUUAGGGUGUGGGGAAAGGGAAGGGUGUGUUAGGGUGUGUGGGACAAGGGUAGGGUGUGUUUGGGGAUUUAAAAAGGUGCGUUAGGAUAUAGAAAAGGUCUGUUAGGGGUGUAAGAAGGUGUGUUAAGGUGCGAGAGAGUAUGUUAGGGUGUGAAAGGGUGUGUUUGAGAGAGAGAGAGAGAGAGCCUUGGUGCCUUUCAAUCACUCGACUUCAGAUUCAAAUAUGGCCUUGCAGAGAGAGAGAGAGAGAGAGAGCGUUCCUUUCACUGAUGUGUUGUGAUGUUAUGCCGCCAACACAUACCUUUCCACAUAUGCUAUUCCACAUGCAUACAAGCAUUCACAUAUUUUAACUAACAUCGCUCCACUAAUUAACAUAUAGAUCUAAGUGCUGAUUUGCCUUAUUAACUUAUAUAUAUCCAUCUAGUGCCAUCUUGCUAAUAGUACAGUU